Molecule: messenger RNA, 2327 nt
Organism: Cebus imitator (Panamanian white-faced capuchin)
Lineage: Eukaryota; Metazoa; Chordata; Mammalia; Primates; Cebidae
Product: olfactory receptor 51F1
Exons: 1
Coding region: 11-970 (319 amino acids)
Biological process (GO): G protein-coupled receptor signaling pathway
Cellular component (GO): membrane
Molecular function (GO): olfactory receptor activity; G protein-coupled receptor activity
Source: RefSeq, a predicted model, not a curated record
ACGAGGACAAAUGCUGCAAAACCAGGACACCAUGGAAAUCCUAAGCAACUUGACAUCUAAAUUUCCAACCUUCUUGUUGACCAGCAUUCCUGGCCUAGAGUCUGCCCGUGCCUGGAUCUCCAUUCCUUUCUGUUGUCUUUACGCCAUUGCCCUCUCUGGGAACACCAUGAUCCUGUUCAUCAUCAUUACCCAGCAGAGUCUCCAUGAACCCAUGUAUUAUUUUCUCUCCAUGCUGUCAGCCACUGAUCUGGGCUUGACUGUUUCUACAUUGUCAACAACAUUAGGUAUCCUCUGGUUUGAUGCCCAUGAAAUUAGUCUAGAUAACUGCAUUGUCCAGAUGUUUUUUCUUCAUGGAUUCACUUUUAUGGAAUCUGGGGUGCUGGUGGCUAUGGCCUUUGACCGUUAUGUGGCCAUCUGUGAUCCUCUGAGGUACACUACCAUUCUCACUAAUUCCAGAAUCAUUCAGAUGGGUCUCCUAAUUAUUACACGUGCUACAGUACUAAUGGUGCCACUACUUUUGCUCCUUAAGCCUCUCUAUUUCUGUAGAAUGAAUGCCCUUUCCCACUCCUACUGUUACCAUCCAGACGUGAUUCAAUUAGCAUGUUCAGACAUUCGGGCUAACAGCAUCUGUGGAUUAAUUGAUCUUACCCUGACCACUGGAAUAGAUAUGCCAUGUAUCGUCCUGUCGUAUAUCUUAAUUAUUCACUCUGUCCUCAGAAUUGCCUCCCCUGAAGAACAGCACAAGGUCUUCAGCACCUGUGUCUCCCACAUGGGAGCAGUUGCUAUCUUCUACAUCCCCAUGCUGAGCCUGUCCUUGGUGCAUCGCUAUGGUCACUCAGCCCCCAGAGUGGUCCAUUCAGUGAUGGCCAAUGUAUACAUGCUUUUGCCCCCUGUGCUCAACCCCAUCAUCUACAGUGUAAAAACAAAACAGAUACGCAAGGCUGUACUCAGUAUGCUGCUUACAAAAUGAACAGACAUAAUGCUAUUUGAUAAAAACCUGGCAUAAGUGACUUGCAUUGUAGAAAAGCAAACUUCCUAUCUUACUGGCUAUUGCAUGUGGGUUUUAAAAAUAUUUUUCAUUCAUUCAACAAACAAUAAUAUGUUGCAUAUUUGGUCAUAAAAUAUAGUAUGAUAUAUCAUCCAAGCCAUUUGUAGUGUAAUUAGGAAAAUAACAAUAAUGAAAUGACAAAAUGAUACUCCUGGAAACUAACAUGUAUUAACUCUUUGUUUCAGGCUAGGUAUUCUACUAACUGUUUUUAAGACAUAUCCCAUUUAUUCUUCCAAAACAGCCAAAUGAAAUAUAUAUUACUAUUAGUGAUAUAUUACAGAUGAUGAAACAGAUUUAUAGACAUUUAGGCCACCAAAGGCCAUGUGAAUAACAUGAGGCACAGUUGAGAUUUGAAGCCAGGUGUUCUGUAUCUCAAAUGCUAUGCUCUUCACCACUGUAUUACAUCCUCUGCCAAAGUCAUCUGGCAGAAAUAUUUCAAGAUCAAAAGUAAGACCUGGAUCUCCAUGAUUCCAUCCCAUCUUAAAAAGCUGUAGUAACCUUCUUAGAAUAUACUUUAGCUGUUUUCUUCAUGGAUAAUUCAUAAUACAAAAGGUAAAAAUAGAUAUGUCAUGGCAUGCAAGUCAUUAGCCCGUGUUGGACAGUCCAAAUAAAAGCUUUAGGAAUGAGGCACACCUGCUAAUUUAUCACAGGGAAUGGGAACUUGAGAGAACUAGAACGAACCUAAAGUAAAUUACAAGGAAGUUUGGAGCAGAUGCUCUGAACCUUUUUCUGCGCUAUGAUCCCUUAGAAAUCUAAUGAAAUUCAUGGAUCUUUCUCCAUAGAUAAACUUACAUUGUUUUCCAUAAUUUUUAGAGUUAUAACAAAUGGCAUUAAAGACCUAUGUGUUUCCUUAACCAGCUAAAGAACCAAGGUAAAGAAUUCAUGGUUCUCAGCUAUACACAGUUUUAUAGAGAUAGACCCAAUAUUUGAUUUCUGAAAAUGAACUCAUGGUAACUCUUUGGAUUUAAGAGACAGACAGAAGCUUAAAAAUGUCAGUUGCAUGUAAUAGCAGAACAAAAUCAGUGGGAAAUGGAGAUGGGAACCUAAAGGCAGUCAGGUCAAUUUUAUUGCCACUGGCAAAGUAGUGAUAGACGGAAUAAAUGUUCCAUGUACCUCACAAAUACGGAGGGCAGCAGUGCGCUGGAGACAGUGCACACCAGCUUGCAAGAGCCUAUUUUUGCAUACCUUUCUAACUAUUCAUUACAUGAUGUCAUAUUAGUAGCUUUAAAUCACUGAUAAUGAAAAUUUUUAUACAUAAACUGGUAUUACAUACCUUAUG